Molecule: messenger RNA, 590 nt
Organism: Mycena citricolor
Lineage: Eukaryota; Fungi; Basidiomycota; Agaricomycetes; Agaricales; Mycenaceae
Source: the annotation of a GenBank genome assembly
ACCCUCCCACCCCCAAAUUCGCUGGCCGACUUCGUCCGUCUGACCAAGCGGAUGUUGUUAUAUGUUGUCUAUGGCCUAGCCCAGGAAGAGCAUGCGGCGUCAAUCGGUUUGUGCAUGCCACUGCACGCUACGGCACACGGUCCGUUACUGCUCACACAGCGGGGCCGAGCAGCCACUACAGACUCCGGGGAGUACACGCGUCCUUUCAGAUACAGCAGCAAAUCCAUCAGUUUCUCUUCAAUUGUCUCCCCAAUCUGAGCACACUACAAACAGCCAUAGAUUCCCAGUACAAAGAGCGCUGUCGGGGGUGUAUCUGUGCCGCCGCAGCGAACAACGUCAUGCUUCUCAUCUGUGCAAAAUCAAUUCCGUUCCUUGUCCCGCCGGAUGUAUCCCAGUACGAAUUCCAAUCGGGGACAGACCAUAGAGGUGCCCAUCAUGUCCGCUUGUACACUGUGCAACGUGGGUCGGUCGCCGCUGCGAACUUCGUUGACCCGGUUCCGUACGUCGCAGAGUUGCGAGACUGGAACCCUCGACAAUCGGGGGCGCUCGAGCCAAUAUAGGGCUCCAUCUCGGCACGACACACCACGUUC